Rodentolepis nana is the source of this 363-nucleotide messenger RNA. The record is from the annotation of a GenBank genome assembly. NCBI's taxonomy places the organism in Eukaryota, Metazoa, Platyhelminthes, Cestoda, Cyclophyllidea, Hymenolepididae.
AUGUGCAAAACUAUUCCCCGAGGUAAAACUAAACACUAUCGAGUGUUACUAUUCCCCGAGGCAAGACUAAACAUUAUCGAGUGUUUUGUUAUUCCCCGAGGCAAGACUAAACACUAUCGAGUGUUUUGGUGUCCCCGAGGCAAAACUAAACACUAUCGAGUGUUUUGGUCUGAACAACCCCGAGGCAAGACUAAACACUAUCGGGUGUUUUGGUCUAGACACCUUGAGGAACUGAAAAGAAAGCGGGACUUUCUUCGCUUUGGUCCUAAUGAGUUCGUUGAAAUUGGCUCAAUUCAAGGAGAGGUCGCACAAUUAGUUAAAGCUUUAGAAUUUAGACUCAAUGCCUAUUCUUGCAGAAUUUAA